UUCCUACACACCACACACACAUGCGCGCGCACGAUGACACUGAGAAUCUUUCUUCUAUAAAAAAGGGGCACAAGCACAAGGGCCUGACCCAUACUGAACUUCUCUGAAGAAGAAGAAGAAGCUUUCAGUUUUCAGCUGAGCUGGAGAUCAAAAUGGAGGUGCUCCCCCUUCUUCUCGCUUGCUCUCUCCUCUUCACCAUUGCAACCCCGAUCAGGGACAUCGCCGACGCUUGCACCUCACAGAUCAAUGGUUUCGCGCACCUGAACAGCUCCGGCGUGCACCUGACGCUGCACCACCCGCAGAGCCCCUGCUCGCCGGCGCCUCUGCCCUUCAACCUCCCCUUCUCCGCCGUCGUCACCCACGAUGAGGCGCGCGUCGCCCACCUCGCCUCGCGCCUCGCCAGCAACGACGACGCCUCCUCCCGCCGCCCGACGUCGUCUCUCCCUCUCCUCCACGGCGGCCACCGCAAGAACAAGGCCAGCGUCGCGGCCUCGCUGGCGUCGUCCGUGCCGCUCACGCCGGGCGCGUCGGUCGGCGUCGGGAACUACGUCACCCGCCUCGGCCUCGGUACGCCGGCCACCUCCUACGUCAUGGUGGUCGACACGGGCUCGUCCCUCACCUGGCUGCAGUGCUCGCCGUGCUCGGUGUCCUGCCACCGGCAGGCCGGUCCGGUGUUUGACCCGCGCGCGUCCGGCACCUACGCCGCCGUGCAGUGCGGCUCGUCGGAGUGCGGCGAGCUCCAGACGGCGACGCUGAACCCGUCCGCCUGCUCCCGCUCCAACGUCUGCAUCUACCAGGCCAGCUACGGCGACAGCUCCUACUCCGUCGGCUACCUCAGCAAAGACACCGUCUCCUUCGGCUCCGGCUACUUCCCAGACUUCUACUACGGCUGCGGCCAGGACAACGAGGGCCUCUUCGGCCGUUCCGCCGGCCUCAUCGGCCUCGCCAAGAACAAGCUGUCGCUGUUCUACCAGCUCGCCCCCAGCCUCGGCUACGCCUUCUCCUACUGCCUCCCGACCUCGUCGGCGGCGGCCGGGUACCUGUCCAUCGGGUCCUACAACCCCGGGCAGUACUCGUACACGCCCAUGGCGUCGAGCGACCUCGACGCCUCGCUCUACUUCAUCAGCCUGUCCGGGAUGUCGGUCGCGGGAAGCCCGCUCGCCGUGUCGCCGUCGGAGUACGGCAGCCUACCGACGAUCAUCGACUCCGGCACGGUGAUCACGCGCCUGCCCGCGAACGUGUACACGGCGCUGAGCAGGGCGGUGGCCGCGGCCAUGGCCGGCGCGCCCCGCGCGCCGACGUACUCGAUCCUGGACACGUGCUUCCAGGGCACCGCCGCGGGGCUGCGCGUCCCGGCCGUCGACAUGACGUUCGCCGGCGGCGCGACGCUGAGGCUGGCGCCCCGGAACGUGCUCGUCGACGUGGACGACUCCACGACGUGCCUGGCCUUCGCGCCGACCGGCGGCACGGCGAUCAUCGGGAACACGCAGCAGCAGACGUUCAGCGUGGUCUACGACGUCGCGCAGUCCAGGAUCGGCUUCGCCGCCGGCGGCUGCAGCUGAGAGCCCGACCUGCACUGGUCGACUCAAGCUAGGGACUGGAGCUUAACCAACGAGGUGACACCAGUAAUCCUUCGGAUUCGAUCGAUUGGUACGGCGUCAGCUUCAAUCAGGGGCUCUGUUUAGGCGCAUACAACAAGAUCAUGUCAAUGGUUAGGGCCUAAUUAAGUGCCUAACAGAGAAAAAUAAGGUCCCCCGGGCCCCAGUGAAGAUGAGAGUCACAUCCAGCGUGUUGUGCUUAAUUAACAGGAAACAUCAGUGCAAGCUAAGUAGACAUUUUUGUCUCGGAGCUAGCUGGCUAUGGCCUACAUAUAUAUGACCAUACAAAAUGUUUCUGCAGCAUGAUAUGUUAUUAUCAGUUGACGGCAAAUGAUUAAAAUCACCAGCGAUUCCAAAUUACCGGCCCGGGUCCCAAUAUACGGGAUCCUAGGCUAGAAGGUUAUAGAUGAUGCCACUCGAUUUGUACGGGAUACACAUAUCAAUGUAUGUUAAAAAUUACAAAAAAGAUGGGCGUUUAUAUAUGUUGAAAUACUAUGAAAAUAAUGCGGGGAUGUUGAUUUGGCAUGUUUGCAUGUUAAUUAAUAGAUA
Oryza brachyantha (malo sina) is the source of this 2147-nucleotide messenger RNA. RefSeq names its product aspartyl protease family protein At5g10770-like. Gene Ontology annotation, biological process: proteolysis. NCBI's taxonomy places the organism in Eukaryota, Viridiplantae, Streptophyta, Magnoliopsida, Poales, Poaceae. The transcript has 3 exons. Bases 153 to 1562 code for a protein of 469 amino acids. The record is from RefSeq and is a predicted model, not a curated record. Gene Ontology annotation, molecular function: aspartic-type endopeptidase activity.